This is a messenger RNA of Ipomoea triloba (trilobed morning glory), 1667 nucleotides long. Its product is annotated as syntaxin-121-like. NCBI's taxonomy places the organism in Eukaryota, Viridiplantae, Streptophyta, Magnoliopsida, Solanales, Convolvulaceae. Gene Ontology annotation, molecular function: SNARE binding; SNAP receptor activity. Gene Ontology annotation, cellular component: plasma membrane; endomembrane system; SNARE complex. The coding region runs from base 494 to 1402 and encodes 302 amino acids. The transcript has a single exon. Gene Ontology annotation, biological process: intracellular protein transport; vesicle fusion; exocytosis. The record is from RefSeq and is a predicted model, not a curated record.
AACACCCUAUUCAUUCAUCUAACAAUACGACUCCAAAUUUACAUAUGGUAAGAGAUCUCGAGAUCAUCGACUCUUCUUCUCUAACAAAAAAAAAAAAGUCUGUGUUGACCCUCUCCUCCCACCCUCACGGUUACGGCGAUUUCUUUGUUAUUUCCUGGCCCCCCAGUCCCCACAUUAUUAUGAAUUGACUCUUCUCUGGUUUUUUUGGUUAAUAGAGUCGUCGCCUUAAUACUAGUCUCCCAAGUGCCGAGUCGUAGUUGCCAUUUCUUUCAACAACCCCACCCCACGCCUAUCUAUCUAUUGAUUUCUGUGUAUUAUUCAUUUCUCCAUAGCCCACUCCACUUCUCUUCCGCUCAGGAAUUCAUUGCGCCUCGAUCUACCAGAUCAUCUUCUUCAUUUAAGCCUCCAAAAACUUUUCCUUCUUAAUCUUUUCCAGACACAAUUAAGUUUUUAUAGGAGGAUUAUUGAUCAAUCUCAGAAGUCAAAAGUCAAAAUGAAUGAUCUAUUCUCUGGAUCUUUCUCUCGUUACCGAGAGGAUCAAUUGUCGCCGAAUGGAAACGCCUCCAUCGAGAUGACCGCCGGCACCGGAGGAGUCAACCUCGACAAGUUUUUCGAGGACGUGGAGGCCAUCAAGGACGAGCUCCGGGACCUCGACAACAUCUGUACUCGUCUCAACACCUCCAAUGAACACAGUAAGACUCUCCACAAUGCCAAGCAGGUCAAAGAUCUACGCGCCAAGAUGGACAACGACGUUGCCGUGGCGUUGAAGAAGGCAAAGUUCAUCAAGGUCAGGCUCGAGGCGUUGGACCGGUCCAACGCCGCGAACCGGAGCAUCGCGGGAUGCGGACCGGGGAGCUCCUCGGAUCGGACCAGGACGUCGGUGGUGAACGGGCUGAGGAAGAAGCUGCAGGAGUCGAUGAACCAGUUCAACGACCUCCGGCAGAAGAUGUCGGCGGAGUACCGGGAGACGGUGCAGCGGCGGUACUUCACGGUGACGGGAGAGCAGCCGGAGGAGGCGGUUGUGGAUAGGCUGAUCUCGACGGGGCAGAGCGAGACGUUUCUGCAGAAGGCGAUACAGGAGCAGGGGAGAGGGGAGGUGAUGGAGACGGUGCUGGAGAUUCAAGAGCGGCACGAGGCGGUUAAGGAGGUGGAGAGGAGUCUUAAAGAGCUGCAUCAGGUGUUUUUGGAUAUGGCUGUGUUGGUGGAGACGCAAGGGGAGCAGCUUGACGAUAUAGAGAGCCAGGUGAAUAGGGCGAGCAGUUUCGUGAGGGGAGGGGCACAGCAUCUGGAGGUUGCGAGGAAGCACCAGAAGAGUACCAGGAAAUGGGCUUGCAUCGGAAUCAUAAUCCUUCUCAUUGUUAUCUUGAUCAUUGUUCUCUCUGUUCAGCCAUGGAAGAAAUGAUUACUUUUCCAAUUAGUCAAAGUCAAACCUUCCUUCCUUCCUUCCUGCUCCUGGCCCCACCCACCAUUUUAAUUUUUCAUUUGCUUUUUCUUUCAUUUUCAUAAUACGGAGUAUUUUUUGUUUUUUUGGAUGGUUGGUUUAUCAUUAUUGUUACAAUUUCUCCAAUAUUGGAUAGUCACCAUUUGUCAGCUUUACACAGCGCUAUCUUGUCUUUUGGUUCAUUCCCUGUAAACUAAUCAAUCCUCUACUGUUUUUUCUUCUGCAA